Molecule: messenger RNA, 1369 nt
Organism: Athene cunicularia (burrowing owl)
Lineage: Eukaryota; Metazoa; Chordata; Aves; Strigiformes; Strigidae
Gene: DAZAP1
Product: DAZ associated protein 1
Exons: 11
Coding region: 136-1239 (367 amino acids)
Cellular component (GO): cytoplasm
Molecular function (GO): RNA binding
Source: RefSeq, a predicted model, not a curated record
GUCAUGUAGCACCCUAAAACUGCUGUAUGUUUCAUUUGCAGAAAACUGUUUGUGGGUGGCUUGGACUGGAGUACAACGCAAGAAACUCUUCGUAGCUACUUCUCCCAGUAUGGAGAAGUUGUAGACUGUGUAAUAAUGAAAGACAAAACAACAAACCAGUCUCGAGGAUUUGGAUUUGUCAAAUUUAAAGACCCCAACUGUGUGGGAACAGUACUGGCCAGUAGACCUCAUACGUUAGAUGGCCGAAAUAUUGAUCCAAAGCCAUGUACACCUAGGGGGAUGCAACCAGAAAGGACACGACCGAAGGAAGGAUGGCAGAAAGGAUCCAGGAACGAUAACAAUAAAUCAAAUAAAAUUUUUGUUGGUGGAAUUCCUCAUAACUGUGGCGAGACAGAGCUCAGGGAAUACUUCAAGAAAUUCGGAGUGGUCACUGAAGUUGUAAUGAUCUAUGACGCAGAGAAACAGAGGCCCCGAGGUUUUGGAUUUAUUACUUUCGAGGACGAACAAUCAGUGGACCAGGCUGUCAACAUGCAUUUUCACGACAUCAUGGGCAAAAAAGUGGAGGUGAAACGCGCAGAACCUCGCGAUAGCAAAAGCCAAACUCCAGGGCCGCCCAGUGCCAGUCAGUGGGGAAGCAGGAUCAUGCCAAGCGCUGCCAAUGGCUGGGCAGGUCAGCCCCCUCCGACCUGGCAGCAAGGAUACGGCCCUCAAGGGAUGUGGGUGCCAGCUGGACAGGCAAUUGGUGGAUAUGGACCACCUCCUCCAGGAAGAGGAGCUCCUCCACCACCACCACCAUUUACCUCAUACAUAGUCUCUACACCUCCGGGAGGGUUUCCACCUCCACAAGGAUUUCCACAGGGCUAUGGCACCCCUCCACCAUUUAGUUUUGGUUAUGGUGCUCCGCCUCCUCCACCUGACCAGUUUGCCCCACCUGGAGUACCCCCUCCACCUGCCACUCCAGGGGCAACACCACUAGCUUUUCCUCCACCACCACCACCAUCUCAGGCAACUCAGGACAUGAGCAAACCCCCAACUGCUCAGCCAGAAUUCCCUUAUAGUCAGUUUGGGUAUGGACAAGACUUGAGUGGUUUCGGACAAGGUUUCUCUGAUCCCAGCCAGCAACCCCCUCCCUACGGAGGCCCCUCGGUGCAACCAUCCAGUGGCCCACCGGCAGGAGGAAGUGGUUUUGGACGAGGACAGAACCAUAACGUGCAAGGAUUUCACCCCUACAGGCGCUAGCGUGGGCUGGCAAUCAGGGAAUUCUGUCCACAGGGAUGUCUGGUACCAGCCGAACCCAGGAAUCCCAGACUUCUGAACUUGUGACAAUCACAUACUUGAUGGAAGAAAAACCUAACAACAUUUUUUUUUU